CGCCGAUGAAAUGCGCAGGCGUCAGGCUGAGGCCGUCCCUGAGUUUCACGCAUGCGCGCAGUACACAGAAGCCUUUGAAAACGUCGGUUGCAGGUUAAAAAUGACAAGGAAUUUCUCUACGGGAAUCUCGAACACAACACGCCAGAUUUGCUGUCUUUGUCCAGAUAUUUAAGAAGCGGAGCAAGGGAAUCACUCGAUCAUCCUUCCUGCUCAGACUGUGGGGAGGGAUUCACUCGAUCAUCCUUCCUGCUCAGACUGUGGGGAGGGAUUCACUCAAUUGUCCGACCGACUGGCACGCCUGUCAUUUUACAAAGGGGGAGCCCAUUCCCCUGCUCAGACAGUGGGAAUGGAUUCAGUCGGUCUUCUCAACUAAAGGUACAUCAGCAAGUUCACACUGGGCAAGGCCACUCACCUGUUCUGUGAUUGAGAAGCGAUUCAGUUGGUCAACCCACACGUGGACACACCAGUCAGUUCACACUGGGCAGAGGCUGGUCAUCCACUGAAUUUGUGGGGAAGGAUUCACUCGGUCAUCUGUCCUAAUGGCUCACCAGAGAGUUCACACUGGGAAGCAGCCAUUCACCUGCUCGGACUGUGGGAAGGGAUUCACAUACUCAUCUAAACUGAAGGUACAUCAGCGAGUUCACACUGGGUAUAAGCCAUUCACCUGCUCAGAAUGUGGGAAAGGAUUCGCUCAGUCAUCCGAACUACGGAGUCAUGAACGAGUUCACACUGGGGAGAAGCCGUUCAGCUGCUCAGUCUGUGGGAAGAGUUUCACUUUGUCAUCUCUCCUACUGAGGCACCAGUCAGUUCACACUGGGGAGAGGCCAUUCACCUGCUCAGACUGUGGGAAGGGAUUCACUCGAUCAUUCUCCCUACAGAGACACCAGUCAGUUCACACUGGGGAGAAGCCAUUCAGCUGCUCAGACUGUGGGAAGGUAUUCACUGAGUCAUCCCACCUACUGGUACACCAGUCAGUUCACACUGGAGAGAGGCCAUUCACCUGCUCAAUCUGUGGGAAGGGAUUCAUUCAGUCAUCUCAUCUACAGAUACACCAGCGAGUUCACACUGGGGAGAGGCCGUUCACCUGCUCAGUCUGUGGGAAGGGAUUCACCCGGUCAUCCCAUCUACAAGCACACCAGUCAGUUCACACUGGGGAGAAGCCAUUCACCUGCUCUGUCUGUGGGAAGGGAUUCACUCGGUCAUCCACCCUACAGAGUCACCUGCAAGUUCACCCUGGAGAGAGGCCAUUCACCUGCUCAGACAUUGGGAAAAGAUUCAGCCAAAUCCAAUGAAUGUGCAUCGUUGAGUUCACACUGGGGAGAAAGUUUCGAUAAGCUGCAUGCUGGAUAAUUGUCCAUCUCUGUUGCUGAAUGCAAUUUCAAGAGUGACUGUUGGUGCUGAACUCUGCAAUUAUUGCUGCUGCUCACCACACCCAGUUCUGCACCCUGGUCACUGGACAUGGGAGGAGUUUCUUCUGCUGCACAUUCACCUUUAAUGGGACUGGUGUUUAGUACUCUGGAUCUGAGAGAAAUAAAUCCGUUAAUUUUAAA
Hypanus sabinus (Atlantic stingray) is the source of this 1550-nucleotide messenger RNA. Its product is annotated as zinc finger protein 239-like. Bases 540 to 1292 code for a protein of 250 amino acids. Gene Ontology annotation, biological process: regulation of transcription by RNA polymerase II. The record is from RefSeq and is a predicted model, not a curated record. The transcript is spliced from 2 exons. Gene Ontology annotation, molecular function: RNA polymerase II cis-regulatory region sequence-specific DNA binding; DNA-binding transcription factor activity. NCBI's taxonomy places the organism in Eukaryota, Metazoa, Chordata, Chondrichthyes, Myliobatiformes, Dasyatidae.